This is a messenger RNA of Geosmithia morbida, 2250 nucleotides long. Its product is annotated as SWI/SNF-related matrix-associated actin-dependent regulator of chromatin subfamily B member 1. The transcript has 2 exons. Gene Ontology annotation, cellular component: nucleus; nuclear chromosome; SWI/SNF complex. The record is from RefSeq and is a predicted model, not a curated record. Gene Ontology annotation, biological process: regulation of transcription by RNA polymerase II; chromatin remodeling. Lineage: Eukaryota; Fungi; Ascomycota; Sordariomycetes; Hypocreales; Bionectriaceae. Gene Ontology annotation, molecular function: transcription coregulator activity. The coding region runs from base 1 to 2250 and encodes 749 amino acids.
AUGGCUUCGGAACACACGACAUUGACCGGCGAUGCCUCACCCCUUCGGGCGCCGACGGCACCAACCGCCGAUGAAGAUGCCAGCAGCGGCAACAAGGAUGCGUCCGGGCCGCCUGGCGACGACGGCGAUGGGAUGGUGACGGCGAAGAUCCCCGUGCGUACCAAGGAAUCCUUCAACAAGCUCAUGAUUGAGCGGUACACUAUGCGGGACUCCAUUGCUGCCGCCGCUCUCAACCAACAGCACCUUCAUACUAGGGAGUACCUGGGCAGGAUGCGUGAUACCGUGGCCGAUUAUAGGGCUAUGCGCAGCGACUACCGUCAGUGGUUUACCCCGGGAAGGCUGUACGGAGACGGUUAUAGCGGAUUUGGUAAUGGGCACACGGAGAACCAGGCCCCCUCGAGGGUCGUGUACCCCCAGCAAAAGGUGCGCCCGGGCCGCAGGAUCACGCCGCCCCUCAAGUGGAAGCGCAAGGACAUGGCCAAGCAGGCUGACCAGCAUGAGGAGCUGGUGCCAGUAAGGCUUGAGGUGGAGUGGGACAAGGUAAGGCUGCGCGACACUUUUACCUGGAACCUGCACGAGCGCAUCGUCCACGUCGAGCUCUUUGCUUCGCAACUAGUCGAAGACAUGGGGCUCAAGCCGCCUGCCGCCCAACCCGUCUUCGACCAAGUGGUGCACCAGAUGCGCGAGCAGCUCAACGACUUCUACCCUCUCGUCUACUCGGAUGAGGACGCCCUUGAUCCAGAGCUUCCGUACGCCGCCUACAAGAACGAUGAGAUGCGCGUCCUCAUCAAGCUCAACAUCACCAUUGGCCAGCACACCCUCGUGGAUCAGUUCGAGUGGGAGAUCAACAAUCCCUCAAACUCUCCCGAGGAAUUUGCCGCCAACAUGUCGCGCGAUCUGGCCCUGUCCGGCGAGUUCACCACGGCCAUUGCCCACUGCAUCCGCGAGCAGACCCAGCUCUUCACCCGCAGCCUGUACAGCGUCGGCCAUCCCUUUGAUGGCCGCCCCAUCGAGGACCCGGAUCUCGUGUCGGCCUUCCUGCAGACGCCCUUGCCCAGCGUGUUCCGCCCGCAGCAGCAGGCCAAAGAGUACGCUCCCUACUUGUAUGAGCUCACCGACGCCGACCUUGAGCGCAACGAGACAAUCCUAUCGCGCGAGCAGCGGCGGCAAAAGCGAUCCAUCAACAGGCGUGGCGGACCGCAGCUUCCCGAUCUUAGGGAGAGGCAGCGGACGAUCCGGACGCUGGUGGUGUCGUCGACGCUGCCCGGCGCCGCAGCGAACCCGGAGGAGAGCAGGCUGUACAAGACGGUGGUCAAGCCUGGCAGGAAGAGGCAGCUGCGCGACGGCGACCUCUCAGAGUCAGACGACAGCGAGGAUUCAGCACCCGACUCCCCCGCGCCGACGUCGUUCCUGGCUCAGGGCACUGCCCGUACUAGAGGCAUGCGCGGAGCCGCCUCAGUUGCCACGCACAGGAUGGCGCACUUAGGCCGGUCCGAGACGCCCGACGCUGCCAUCGAAGCGUCAACACGGUCGUCGCGCCGCCUCCGCGACGAGACCGAGGAGCCCACGCAGCUUAUCGUGACAUUGUCGGUCAACAAGGAGAAGCUCCGCAGACUCAUACGCGGCGACUACCGCGACAUCAAGGCCACGCCGUCCCAGCCCCAGACCCCCACCGGCACCCCCCGGAUGCGCCAGCCCAGUAACCCGAAGACCAUGCCACCUCCUCCGUCUACGCCGGCUGCCAUCGCCACCCCCACCGCCGCCCCAUCUGCGACCCCGCAAGCCUCGGGUAGCACAUCAUACACAUACCCGCCAGGACAGAUUGGUCGUCUGCCGGCACCACCCGUGAUGCCCGGCCAACCACAGCCCCCAUCGCCCCCGGCUCCCGAUUGGCUGAUCCAGGCUCUUCGCGACCUGCAGUCCCGAUAUCCCAACGACAGAUUCGAGGCCACAAUGAAGUACUCGUACCUCGACCCCCAGACGGAGCUGCCUGUCCAGACCACGCCGCUUCCCGAAGGCGUUAAGCACGCCUGGCUGCCGCGCAUCCGCUGCCUAGACUGCCUAUCGAAGCUGUACACGCCCGGACCGGAUAUGACCGCGCAAAAGUUUGAGGCCCACCUCAAGUUCUCGAGUCACAAGGAAAAGGUCAAGCAGAGGGUUGUCGCCGAAGCUGCUGCCGCCCAAGGGGGAGGAGCAGAAGGGCCGUCGCCGUCAUUAGCCGGUGGUGCUGGCGGUGCCGAGGAAUCAUGA